Messenger RNA from Orbilia oligospora ATCC 24927, 450 nucleotides. RefSeq lists its product as uncharacterized. The record is from RefSeq and is a predicted model, not a curated record. The transcript has a single exon. Bases 1 to 450 code for a protein of 149 amino acids. Lineage: Eukaryota; Fungi; Ascomycota; Orbiliomycetes; Orbiliales; Orbiliaceae.
AUGCGAGACGAUUCUAGCAUCGAUAGCAAAAGAAAGGCGCGCAAGAGAAGACAGGCCUACAACAAAUUAAACUCUGGAAACACUGAAAGCGCACCGAUACCGAACCGAGGACCGAGGAUCAAGUACGACGAAGCUACACGACGAAACCUAAAGGCUCAGGAGUCGGACGCCCAAAGGGCGGAUAAAAAACCAGCCCAGCUUAAACGAACGAAUACUUCCUCAACCCGAAGGAGCGGAGAUUCAAGCUCGUCAGGAUCAGGAUUUGGAGGUUACGAAAAUUGUGGACGGGUUCGAAGGCCAUCUCAAUCAUAUGGAGGCUAUUCUUACAAAGAUUUCGUAGUUUCUGAGAUGAAACCGCGAGAAGGUCGAGAGUCCGAGAAGGAGAUAGAUCGUCAGUGGAGCCCAAAACCAGCUACUGGUGGGUUUAGGGCUCUCUUCAAAAGACUUUAG